Molecule: messenger RNA, 4640 nt
Organism: Budorcas taxicolor (takin)
Lineage: Eukaryota; Metazoa; Chordata; Mammalia; Artiodactyla; Bovidae
Gene: TSC22D1
Product: TSC22 domain family member 1
Exons: 3
Coding region: 336-3512 (1058 amino acids)
Biological process (GO): regulation of transcription by RNA polymerase II
Source: RefSeq, a predicted model, not a curated record
CCCCUCCCUCCCGCCCCGCACCCCACGUGAAGCGGAGUAUAAAGGGGGUGUGAGGCCAGAGGGGAAAGUGGAUGGCGAAGGACUGAAGGGGUGCCCCCCUUCGGGUCCCUGGCCGCUCCGUUCACCCUCGUCCAUCCUCCCUUCCCGAAGCUCGCCCUCGAAGGCAGGAACGGCCGGCGCCUGCGGCUGAGGAGGAGGAGGAGGAGGAGGUGGGGGAAUCGCGCCGGGCGGAGCGUCAGGUCCCGUUUUCCUCCUCGGCGUCUUGAAUACAAAGAUUACGGUGCAGAAGGAAAUUGCACUCGCCUUCUCCGCCCCCCGCCCCGGUACCCAACACAAUGCACCAGCCGCCCGAGUCCACGGCGGCCGCGGCCGCUGCAGACAUGAGUGCUAGGAAGAUGGCGCACCCGGCAAUGUUCCCUCGAAGGGGCAGCGGCGGGGGCAGCGCCUCAGCUCUCGGUGCAGCAGGUACCGGCGUCGGUAGUAGUGCCCCAUCUGCCGAGGAUUUUCCGCCUCCGUCGCUGCUCCAGCCGCUGCCUCCUGCAGCAUCUUCUCUGUCGGGACCACAGCCUCCGCCUCCACAAAGCCUGAACCUCCUUUCGCAGGCUCAGCUGCAGGCACAGCCUCUUGCGCCAGGCGGAACGCAGAUGAAAAAGAAAAGUGGCUUCCAGAUAACGAGCGUGACCCCGGCUCAGAUCUCCGCUAGCAUCAGCUCGAACAACAGCAUCGCAGAGGACACGGAGAGCUACGACGACUUGGAUGAGUCUCAUACGGAAGAUCUGUCGUCUUCCGAGAUCCUUGAUGUGUCGCUUUCCAGGGCUACGGACUUAGGGGAGCCUGAACGCAGCUCCUCGGAAGAGACUCUCAAUAACUUCCAGGAAGCCGAGACACCUGGGGCGGUCUCUCCUAACCAGCCCCACCUUCCUCAGCCUCAUUUGCCUCACCUUCCACAACAGAACGUUGUGAUCAAUGGGAGUGCUCAUCCACACCCCCUCCAUCACCACCAUCCCAUUCAUGGCCACCACCUGCACCACGGGCACCACCAUCCAUCCCAUGCCGGUGUGGCCAGUACAUCCAUCCCUGGAGGGCCGCCCUCAAGCCCAGUGUCCAGAAAACUCUCCGCCGCGGGAAGCUCUGACGGUGUUAUGCCAGUUGCACCAACUUCUGCUGUAUCAUCGAGUGGCUCGCCGGCAUCUGUCAUGACUAGUAUCCGUGCUCCGAGUACUACCGGCAGCCUAGGUAUAAAUUCUGUUACGGGCACCAAUACGAUGAAUAACGUUAACAUCACUGCUGUGGGUAGUUUUAAUCCUCCUGUGACCAGCAGCAUGCUUGGUAACGCUAAUAUAAGUGUGAGCAGUAUCCCCAGUGCUGCUAGUAUGAGUGUCGGGCCUGCAGUGAGCAGCGGGGUUAAUGUGAAUAUCUUGAGUGGCAUGGGCAAUGGUACGAUUGCUUCCUCCACGGCCUUUAACAGCGCUGCCAGUGCAGCAGUGGGCAUGACAGUGGGGGCCGUUUCGAGUCAGCAGCAACAGCCAACCGUUAACACGUCCAGGUUCAGAGUCGUGAAGUUAGAUUCUACUUCUGAGCCUUUCAAAAAAGGUCGAUGGACUUGCACUGAGUUCUAUGAAAAAGAAAACGCCGCCGUACCUGCCACCGAAGGGGUGGUGGUAAAUAAGGUGGUGGAAAGUGUAAGACAGAACACGACCGAAGCGACUUCCGAGAGGGAGAGCACGAGUGGGAGCUCCGUGAGCAGCAGCGUCAGCACACUGAGUCACUACACGGAGAGUGUGGGCAGCGGAGAGAUGGGCACCCUGGCGGCCCCGCCGGUGCAGCCGCAGCCGCCCCCGACCCUUCCAGGGGUGGCCCUUCCGCAGAUGGACUUCAGCAGCACCGCUCCACAGGGCAUUUCAGCAGUUAGCAUCCCUCAGAGUAUUUCUCAGUCGCAGAUCUCGCAGGUUCAGUUAUCGUCUCAAGAACUGGGCUAUCAGCCGAAGCCAGGUCUUCCACCAGUACCUCUGCAAGCCGGUAUUCAGCCGUCACCUGUUGGCGUGGUGGGCGUCACUUCGGCUUUAGGUCAGCAGCCUUCCAUCGCCAGCCUGGCUCAACCCCAACUGCCGUAUUCCCAGGCGGCCCCCCCAGUGCAAGCUCCCCUGUCAGGGGCGCCACCCCAACAGGUACAAUAUGGCCAGCCGGCGCCAGCUGUGGCCACUCCGAUGGCCCCAAGCCACGGUACAUCAGUAACUCCGAACCCAGCCUCCGAGUAUGUUCAGCCCUCACCGCUUCUCCAAACAGCGGUAUCCUCUGGACAGCCCACUUCUGCAGGGGUGGCCGUGGGAGCCACGGUGAUUCCUAUGGCUCAGCCACAGAGCAUCCAGCUCCCAGUGCAGCCCGCGGCAGUCCAGGCACAACCUGCAGGGGCAGCUGGCCAACCUGUUGGCAAGGCUCACACGACAGUAGCUGCGGUACCUCCCGGCAGUCAAAUCGCAAAUAUUGGUCAACAGACAAGCCUACCAUCGGCACUGCAGCAGCCCUCCACCCAAGUCACACCUUCAGUUAUCCAGCAAGGUGCUCCUCCGUCUUCACAGAUAGUGCCACCUGCUCCAGCUGCGAUCCUUCAUCAGGGAGUUCAGCCCAGCGCUUCAAGCCUUCCUCAGCAACUGGUCAUUGCACCCCAGAGUACCCUGUUACCUGUGCCUCCCCAGCCACAGGGGGUCGAGUCGGUAGCUCCAGGAGUGGUUUCGAAGCAGUUGCCUGCAGUUAGUCCUUUGCCCUCUGCUAGUAGUAUUUCUGUUACAAAUCAGGUUAGUUCAGCUGGUCCUUCUGGACUGCCUUCUGCCCCGACAAACUUGGUUCCGUCAAAGAAUAUAGCACAAGCCCCCGCCACUCAGAAUGGUAAUUUGGUUCAAAGUGUCAGUCAGCCUCCCUUGCUAGCAUCUAAUAUAAAUUUGCCUUUGGCACAACAGCUACCACUCAGUUCUGUUCAAUUCUCCGCACAAUCAUUAGCUCAGGCAAUUGGAAGCCAAAUCGAAGAUGCCAGGCGCCCAGCGGAACCCUCCUUAGUUGGCUUACCUCAGACCAUCAGUGGUGACAGUGGGGGAGUGUCAGCAGUUUCAGAUGGCAGUAGCAGCAGCCUUGCAGCCUCUGCUUCUCUUUUCCCGUUGAAGGUGCUACCGCUGACGACACCCCUGGUGGAUGGCGAGGACGAGAGCUCAUCUGGUGCAAGUGUGGUAGCUAUUGACAACAAAAUCGAGCAAGCUAUGGAUCUGGUGAAAAGCCAUUUGAUGUAUGCAGUUAGAGAGGAAGUGGAGGUCCUCAAGGAACAGAUCAAGGAACUCAUAGAGAAAAAUUCCCAGCUGGAGCAGGAGAACAAUCUGCUGAAGACACUGGCCAGUCCCGAGCAGCUUGCCCAGUUCCAGGCCCAGCUGCAGACUGGCUCGCCCCCUGCCACCACACAGCCACAGGGGACCACACAGCCGCCGGCCCAGCCAGCAUCCCAGGGCUCAGGACCGACCGCGUAGCCAUCCCGGCCUCCGAAGAACUGGCUGCUGUGGUCUGAACUGAACAGACCUGAGAAGAUGUACUAGGGGAGGGGUCCGCCCCCACCGUCACCCAUUUCAUUGCUCGCUGCAAAAGAGACGUGAGACUGACAUAUGCCAUUUUCUCUUUUUUCCAGUAUUAAACACUCAUAUGCUUUCGGCUUGAAGAAAUUUCUUAGUUGGGUGAGUUAAAGGUUAAUCAGAGAACUAGCAUGGAUAUACUGGGACCUCAUGCAGCUUGGCAGAACCGUGAGAAGUGGUUUCAUUCAUUCUGAGGAGCUGUUGUGCCUUUCCACUCCCCGCCCCUGCUCCCCACUCCCCCCCACCUCCAAGAGUUCUUCCUGCUUGCACAGUAGUGUACUCCAUGGGGUUCCAAAGCAGAGGAGCUUGCCACUGGACUUUCCUCUCCUCCCCCGAGAGGAACUGGAAAGGGAGGUGAAGGUCAAGAGUGAAGCUUAGUCUCACCUAAGAUGAGGGGAAAACAUAGUUCAUUGUACAAACGACGACUGUCACCAGACUCCAUUAAAAAAAAAAUCGUACUGUGCCUCUUUCCGAAACAGUGACACAAAACUAUUAGCGUGACUAAAUGGUGACAGGUAGCUGGGACCUAAGCUCUCUUACCAUGAAGGUUGUUUUGCUUAUUGUAUAUUUGUGUAUGUAGUGUAACUAUUUUGUACAAUAGAGGACUGUAACUACUAUUUAGGUUGUACAGAUUGCAAUUUAGAUGUUUCAUUGGCUGUCUGAAGAGGUGUGGAUUGUCUUUUAUAUAGCGAUCUCCGUGAAAAACCCAUGAAGCAAAACACACCUCCCUAAAGAGAUUUUAAGAAUUUGGCACAGUUAGUCACUUUGUGUAAUCUGCAAUCUUCUAGCUGCUGAGUAUCUUGAAGUCACUCCCUGUUCACUGAAAUCCUUGAUUGAACUGGUUGAAUACUUUGAAAAAUGCAGAGUUCUAGCUAAUGGAUUUCCCAGUAGGGGUUUCUGCAUAUUACCUGUAUAGUAGUUAUCUGCAUAUGUUUCUGUGCAUGUUCUCUACACAGUUGUAAGGUGUCACUGUAUUUAACUGUUGCACUUGUCAACUUUCAAUAAAGCAUACAAAAUGUUGAUAAACAA